AUGAAGACUCUGGUGAUUGUGUCCCUGCUCCUGUGUGCGUUGGCGUGCACCGUCCAGGUGAGAGCGGAGGUGAAGGCAGUGAAGCUGUGUGGUCGAGAGUUCCUGAGAGCCGUGGUCUACACCUGCGGAGGCUCCCGCUGGAGGAGACUCCUCACCGAGACAGACGGGGACGCUCUGCCGACAGAGGAACAGAGCAGCCUGGAGACCCAGAGCGGCAGCAGCUCCUCGACCGCUGCACUGACCAGACGAGACAUGAAUAACAUACUGACCACCGCGUGCUGCCAGGUGGGCUGCAGGAAGAGUGACCUGACCUUCCUCUGCUGAGGGCGACUCCCCCUCCUCUUCUUCACUCACUCUCCAACGGAACCGAAGUGACUGUUUUCAUCUCGCCUGCCAAAUCUGAAUUGAUUUAAAACCAAUCUGAUCGCCGUCUUGUUCGUAAAAAUAACGCUCACGUCCACAUUUGCUGCUUUUCAAAUUGCUUUGGAUAUUUUGU
Molecule: messenger RNA, 496 nt
Organism: Platichthys flesus (European flounder)
Lineage: Eukaryota; Metazoa; Chordata; Actinopteri; Pleuronectiformes; Pleuronectidae
Gene: insl5a
Product: insulin-like 5a
Exons: 2
Coding region: 1-324 (107 amino acids)
Cellular component (GO): extracellular region
Molecular function (GO): hormone activity
Source: RefSeq, a predicted model, not a curated record